Molecule: messenger RNA, 453 nt
Organism: Trichomonas vaginalis G3
Lineage: Eukaryota; Parabasalia; Trichomonadida; Trichomonadidae
Product: spectrin binding
Exons: 1
Coding region: 1-453 (150 amino acids)
Source: RefSeq, a predicted model, not a curated record
AUGAAUCUGAAUUACGAAUGCAUUGCUGCUCAUAUCAGCGAUUAUAUUACAUUAGAAAACUUCUUUGAUACAUUUGACAUAGAAGAUAUCAAAAAAAUCAUGAAAUAUUCAAAAUUAACUGCAGACCAGUACAUUACUCUUCUCAAACAAUCUCAUACAACUAUUAGUGCCAAUAAAUUAUAUAUCUUCACACGAAAUGCGCAUGUUAUUAUCCAAAACAUGGAAGAGUUUAUUUCAACACUGAAAUCUAUCAAAAAAUACAUGAAAUUCAAAAUAUUCAACGGUAUCAUUGGCAUUUUAGAUGAAAAAGAGAAAGAACCACAUGAUUCAAGAGAAGAAAUUCAAAAACAUCAAGAAGAACUAAAAGAAAUUCAAGAUCAAAUACAAAAUUCGGCCAAAGAAGCAUAUGUCAAUCAAUUAACGAAAACAACAGUUUUUCGAGAGAACCUUUAA